CUGGCGUCCACGGGGUCUGAAAUACAUUUUGGGGGACCAUUCUCAACCAAAAGACAUCUGAUCUGCUGAAUUGUUCGUAAUAGCCUUUUUUGGACACGAAAGAAAAACAACAAAAGUCAAGGAAAAUGGUUUCUGCUGGGCUACAGAUGCUGGGCACGGCCCUGGCGAUCAUUGGCUGGAUUGGGGCAAUCGUCGUGUGCGCCCUCCCGAUGUGGAGAGUGACAGCUUUCAUCGGCCAGAACAUCGUGACGGCACAAACCACCUGGGAAGGCAUCUGGAUGAGCUGUGUGGUGCAGAGCACCGGGCAGAUGCAGUGCAAGGUGUACGACUCCAUGCUGGCGCUCAGCUCCGAUCUUCAGGCUGCUCGCGCCCUGACCGUUAUCGCCGUAGUUGUGGGUGUGAUGGGAAUCCUGUUGUCCAUAGCUGGGGGAAAGUGCACCAAUUGCGUGGAAGAUGAGUCCUCCAAAUCCAAAGUGGGCAUUGCUUCGGGUGUGAUCUUCAUUGUCGCGGGAGUCCUCUGCCUUAUCCCUGUCUGCUGGACGGCCCACACCAUUAUCCAAGAAUUCUACAACCCCCUGGUGGUGUCUGCGCAGAAGAGGGAGAUCGGCGCGGCCCUGUACAUCGGAUGGGCGGCCUCAGCUCUGAUGAUCAUCGGCGGAGGUCUGCUGUGCUGCAACUGCCCUCCCAAGGACGACGCCUACAGUGCCAAAUACUCCGCGGCAAGAUCCGCCACAUCUCCAAAGGACUAUGUGUAAGGACAGAAGUCUGAAGAGCGACUCUCCUUUUGGACUUUAAAGACACUGCCACUGCCAAUUCCGCUUACACGUCUUUUCCAGGCAGUGUGUUUGUUUACCGGCCAUGGUCAUCUUGUAAUGAGCUGUAGAUUUCAGGAGAAUAAAUGGCACUCAGAUGAUUUAUGGCCUUUAAAUACAUAUAACAGUUACAUGUAAUGGCCUGAAGACAGUGGUAAAUGUCUCCAAGAAUGAAUGGUCAUAGUCAUUGACUGUGUUUUGCUACCAAUGGAUUAUAAAUGGUUCUGUGUUGUUUUCUAUUUUCUGAACAAUUACCUAUUGUAUGCCUAGAGAUUUAAAUGCGUUUAAUACAUUUUAAUUGUUCAACUUGUACAUUUCUGUUACGUAAUACCUCUAUGUUGUAUUGUGACCACUUCAAUAAUCUUGAAAUGGUAAUGAAACUGUAAAUAAAUUUUUUUCACAUUUUA
This is a messenger RNA of Anguilla anguilla (European eel), 1219 nucleotides long. RefSeq names its product claudin-4-like. The record is from RefSeq and is a predicted model, not a curated record. Gene Ontology annotation, cellular component: bicellular tight junction; plasma membrane. Bases 126 to 755 code for a protein of 209 amino acids. The transcript has a single exon. Gene Ontology annotation, biological process: cell adhesion; bicellular tight junction assembly. NCBI's taxonomy places the organism in Eukaryota, Metazoa, Chordata, Actinopteri, Anguilliformes, Anguillidae. Gene Ontology annotation, molecular function: structural molecule activity.